UUCGCUUUCUUUGGCAUCGUUAAAACAUGCGGAGAAACGACAAUUGGAAUAAGCCCGGUGAUCGUCGUUGACGGUGCUCGCGCACGGGCCCACAGGCUUCUUCACUCCGCCAACAACGCCGACUGAUCAUCAUCACCACUUUUACGGAGGUGCGUAGACGACCAGCACAUCUCGUAGCGACAACUCUCUUCGACGGCGAAACUCUUCCAGUAUGGAUUCGCGUACGCCGACCCCGGACGAUGGUGUCCGCAAUCGCCUGCCGACGCUCUUCGAGGUGCUGUCGCGCCGUACUCUCGCGCCCGUCGACCUGUACUCCUUUUACAUUUACAUGCGGGAUUAUCAGCGGAGCGUGGACUAUUUGGACUUCUGGCUCGAUGUCUCACAGCACAUGUCCCUUUGCCGACACUACGUACGCGAACUGCGACGCUCUAUUCUCCUUGGAACGCCCGAUCACGAAAAAGGUGCAGGCUCAGUCCGCUCGUCACAGGCGCUUGACAACUACACCUACGAUGCAAACACCGCCCGUCGACCCUCCACCGAGCAAGGCCCCAGUGGCCGACAUGACCGAGAAAAAGCCGAGGACAGCGAAGGCCUUUCGGCGUUCUUGCGUAACAAGGAGAAUCAACCGCCUCGUAGCGCCGGUAGCCAGGAGACCUCACGCGACGACCUCGAACGGCCGCCACGCCCUAGUUUCAUGACCGCGGAGACUUCGCAAGCGCUCAACAGCAACAACAACAGCAGCCCUCAGACCACCGUCUCACGCGCCGACAUCCGCGCCUCGGCCGAGAAAAUCCUGUACACCUUCCUUCUCCCCGGCGCUGAGCGCGAAAUCAUCCUCCCGCAGGGCGUCCUCAACGAAAUCACCAACAGCAUCGAGACCGAAGGUCGCGACGACCCUGAGGUCUUUGACGCCGCCAAGGACUACGUCUUCCAGGCCAUGGAGCGCGAUGCCUUUCCCGGUUUCCUGCGUAUGAAGGCACUCGGAAACAUCGUACCGCCAUCGAUGAUGCUGCGCCUGAUCGUCGGCCUCGUGAGCAUGUUUGCAGGUUUUUGGGCUGCGUUUGUCCUCAUCUUCUUGGACAAGAGCCGCAAUGAGCGCGCAUGGCUGGUCCUGCCGUUCACCAUCGGUGUCUACCUGCUCAUGACCCAUCAAUAUAUGCUGGACCCCAUCCUGGCUCUGGUCGGAUUGAGCGAAUACACAUUCAUGGUCUUUUCCAGGAUCCAGGAGCCAUUCGUUCGAACCAUCCUCAACAAACGCGCGCUCUUCUGCUUGAUGUGGAUCAUCCUGAUUGACGCCGCGAUACUCUGCCUUUUCAUUUUUGUUCCCGGGAAGCGUCUGUAGAAUACGGAAAUUCUGAUAUACAUGUGCACGGAGUUUGACGGCGUUCUAAGACUAAUGUCGACGUUCUCGUCGAAUUUAUGAUACCGCAGUUUGGAAGCUGGAAAUAGAGAGGAGUACAUGGUGCUGUGUGCACGUUUGAGCCUCGGAAUGAUUUUGUCCCAAGAGAAUUUUCUUUGGAAUGUAGAUAGUAAGAAAUGAAAACUAAUCGCAGUCAAAUGUAAGAAAUGGAAUGAGAUGGUAUCCCUAGUGCUCUAGAUA
Messenger RNA from Dissoconium aciculare CBS 342.82, 1600 nucleotides. RefSeq names its product regulator of G protein signaling superfamily. Bases 212 to 1342 code for a protein of 376 amino acids. The record is from RefSeq and is a predicted model, not a curated record. Lineage: Eukaryota; Fungi; Ascomycota; Dothideomycetes; Mycosphaerellales; Dissoconiaceae. The transcript is spliced from 3 exons. Gene Ontology annotation, biological process: intracellular protein localization. Gene Ontology annotation, cellular component: plasma membrane.